CGCCCCAAUUUCGGCUGACACCGCCCGGGACUGUGACACGGUCAGACGGUCGCGCUGCUAAUGACGUAUGGUUGGAACGUCAGCACAGCGCGACUUAUUAUCGGUGUCCCUGAGCCGGGCGGAUCACCGGAGACACAAUCUGAGCGUGGGGAGAACACUGCUAUGCUUUAGAUGCCAUGGGAUCCCCGGAAAAGCUCGUCGCUGGAAGUGUUGCUCCUAGUAACGUGCUGAUGGGGUCACACUGUGCGGCCGAUCCUGCCGUAGUGCAAAUACAGGCAAGCAAGUCAGAAAUCGACAGAAGGAUAUUGGCAUUCAUCGAGAGAAAGCAAGCAGAGAUCAAUGAAAACAACGUCCGGGAGUUCUGCAACGUUAUUGAUUGUAAUCAAGAGAAUAGUUGUGCCAGAACAGAUGCCGUUUUCACUCCAUUUCCUGGAUUCAAGAGCCACAUAAAAGUCUCCAGGGUUAUGAAUACUUAUGGGCCUCAAACUAGAACCGAUGUCUCUGCUUCCAGCUCAAGAGCACAUUCUCUGCCAUCUGACUGUGGGAACCAGGCAGUGGAAGAGAGGCUGCAGAACAUUGAAUGUCACCUAUCCCUAAAGCCAGGGGGACCUGUGCCGAAAGACAUUUACCAGAGAAUUAAGAAGUUGGAAGACAGGAUCCUGGAGUUGGAAGGCAUUUCCCCUGAGUACUUCCAGACUGUGGGUGCUUCGAGUAAGAGAAGGAAAGUCCAGGACUCACAGAAUUACUCACUGGUAGAGCUUGAUCAGAAAAUUAAUGCACUGCGACAGAAACUGAUACAGAAAAGCAAGAGGGACAUUUCUAGAACAGAUGGAGAACCUGAUGCCUGAAUAUCGCCAUGUGUUUGAUGUUACUGCCUUUUUUCCUGUCUUUUUUUUUUUUUUCUGUUACUCCUGUGACAGCUACUUAUGGUUUUACUACAUUUCAGUGACCUCAGACGUACUGCUAAGUCACACCACAACCUGUGUUGUUGUGUAAGGAUUACAUGAGAAUGAUGAGCUGAUUUUGGGACCAGAUAAACAUGUUAUAGGAAAAGACUUUAUACAAUGAUUCUAUAUUGCAGAGGUUCCCAAACUCAGUCCUCAAGGCACCCUAACAGUCCAGGUUUUAAGAGAUCCAUGGCUCAGCACAGAUGGUUAAAUUAAAUUGACUAAGGUCACCUGUGGCCAAGCAUAGAUAUACUUAAAUCCUGGACCAUUAGGGUUCCUUGAGGACCGAGUUUGAGAACCUCUGUUCUAGUGUAUGGUAAGCUCAUCCAAUGAGACUUAGUUAAAAAUUUAUAGAACCAUGUAGCAGAAAUAUUCCUGAUCUCCCAAUAUUGCCAUAAGACAAGGUGGGGAAACCAUUAUAUGAUAAAAGAAAAAGCGUUACAAAUUAUUCUCUUACCAUAAUAUGAUUUCCUGGACAAAAUAUGUACAGAAGGGCUUUUCUGCUUGCCUGACUAUUCUGAAACAGGGUGUUGAAUUAAUUAUUUUCUGGCAUGCUCAAGAACCAGUCCUCAUUAUUUGGCAUGUAUUAGCUGAUUAUAAUUAUGACAACAAUCAUAACUUCAGUUUUCUUUACAAAGUAGGUAGAGAGAGGUGUACUUCUCCAAGACUGCAUCAACAUAAAGAUGCUCUAUACCAGGGCUGUUCAACAUGUGUUCCUCCAGUUGUUGUGGAACUACACAUACUGCUCUAUGCUAGGAUGAUGGAGUAAAACCUUUCCAAGAUUGCUCUAUGCUAGGAUGAUGGAGUAAAACCUUUCCAAGAUUCAGUUUAGUCAAUACAGGCACAUAAUGAGAAGAGGUAGCACAGCAAGUUUAGGAAUCAUGGAAUGGGCUUCUCUGUAGAAGGCAUUACCUGUACAACAGCCGAUAAACUUAUCUGUAAACAUACUUGGAUAAUUCCAGGACUGAACAUAGUUUUGCCAAGAGAUCUUUGUAUGGUAUAAAGAAAAAUGUUUACUCUCACUGUCUUUUUUUCUGGAUUUGUUUCUUUCAGAAAUACAUUUGUGCUAUGGAGUAGUUGGGACUAUUGUUUGUUUCUUUGCAUUUUUAAACGUUAACAGUUGUAUAUGUUUGUUUUAUGAACCUGUUUAUAGAUCCAACUGUACUGUAGAGGCAAAUUUGUAUAUAUGUCAUAAUCCCUUCACUUGCUGUGUUUUAUGAUACUUGUUUACAUAGAAUAAAGCUCAUUUUGAGUGCACCAAA
Molecule: messenger RNA, 2209 nt
Organism: Pseudophryne corroboree (corroboree frog)
Lineage: Eukaryota; Metazoa; Chordata; Amphibia; Anura; Myobatrachidae
Gene: MBIP
Product: MAP3K12 binding inhibitory protein 1
Exons: 7
Coding region: 177-848 (223 amino acids)
Source: RefSeq, a predicted model, not a curated record